Molecule: messenger RNA, 2914 nt
Organism: Spodoptera frugiperda (fall armyworm)
Lineage: Eukaryota; Metazoa; Arthropoda; Insecta; Lepidoptera; Noctuidae
Product: cysteine-rich hydrophobic domain-containing protein 2
Exons: 3
Coding region: 146-643 (165 amino acids)
Source: RefSeq, a predicted model, not a curated record
CAUUUCUGUUUAUGAAGGGAAACGUCACUUUUGACUUUCUGUAUUCCUUUUUGUUUUUUCGUGAAUGUGUAAAAUCCUCCAAACACUGUGCUUUGUUAUGUGUUUAUAAUAUACGAAAUUGAUUUUUUAGUUAGUGUUAAGUACAAUGGCAGACUUUGAUGCAAUAUACCCUGAUGAGACGGAACUCGAGGAGAAUAUAGAAGAGACACAUGUGACGCUAGUGCCUGAUCCGAUCGUGAUUCGAGGGGCUGGGAACAUGACAGUAUUUGGUCUAAGCAACCGCUUCAACGGGGAGUUUCCUUCGGGGCUGCAGUCGCGGGUAGCGCCGGAGGAGUACCAGGCUACAGUGGCCCGCAUCAACAGCGUGCUGAAGAAGACUUUGCCCGUCAACGUCAAGUGGCUGUUCUGCGGCUGCGUGUGUUGCUGCUGCACCUUAGGAUGCUCUCUCUGGCCUGUCAUAUGUCUUAGUAAAAGGACGCAACACUCUCUGAACAAACUAUUGGAAUGGGAGAACAGUCGACUGUACAACAAGCUGGGACUUCGCUGGCGACUCACGAAGCAACACUGCGACUCCUCAUCCAUGAUGGAAUACGUACUUCUCAUAGAGUUUAUUCCUAAAAUACCCAUAUACCGACCCGACUAAGUCACCGCGACGCCCGUGUCAUAGAGUAACUGUAAAUAGACAUAAAUCAUUAAUAAUACGCAUACGUCAUCGCAUCUUGAAGAUAACAACUAAUUUGCAUGGCCAAGCCAAUGAAUGGGUACGCUAGAAUGUUUCUGGAAGAACGACUUUAAUGUUUGAUUGUCGAAAUUAACAUGUUGUUACCGUCGCGUAGCGAGCACGACUUGGCGUAGACAGGCCGAGCGUCGGGACGUCAGCGACGUCGUUACUCAUAUAAUGCUGUUUGUUGUAUAUAUAAGAAAACGGUACAUAUUAAACAUGGAACAAUAAGUGCUACUGUUAAACGCUUUUUGUGUAUAGAUGUCGCAUUAUUAUUGCAAGCUUAGACUGCAGAUGUUAUAGCAAUGUGUAUAUAUUUAUUAAACUUUACAAUGUAUAGCUUUGCAAGCUGCAAAUAUGUUAUAUAACAUCUGAUUAUAAGUACUUUAACUAGCAAGUUAGAUUGGCUAUGUGUUAGCGACGUGUAUGGGAAGCUGUUUGUUUAUGUUCAAUGUGCAAUUGUACUGCAUCAAUACUCGAAUUUACACAAUUGUAUCUUUAUAUGAACCUACAAACUUCUUAGAACAUUACUUCAGAUACCUUUAUAUCUGAUGUUUAUGUUAGAAUGCACUUUUUAUACUUACAAUUAUCUAACCGUAGAUUACUGUUUAGUAUCGGUUUGUAUUACAUCUGCUGUGCAUGGGUCGCUAUUCGAUGACCGUCGUACUGGAGACGAAUGUCCGAAAUAACACGAAUGCAAGGCUGUGUAGGUAUAUUGCCGGGAUCUUGUCUUUUUCCUUAUACGGCCGCUUAGUCAUUUUAAUUUACUAAAAACACUCUUACGGCUUUUGACAUAAGAUGCUUUCAAAAUUCUUGUUAAUUUCAAGCUGACUUUUUUCAAUAAUAGAGUCUUAAUAAGGUCGCUCGAUGUUUUUAAAUAAGUACUUAAGUCAUAUCAUUGUCAUAUUCAUUGUAAAUGAUCAUAGUCUUAAAUGCAGUCAUUUUUCUUCAUCACGUUUCGUUUCUUCAGUUCACAUUCAAGAAGUAAAGGCGGUACUUAUGUUAAUGAUCCAAUAUAUGUUACAGGACCGUUCAUUAGUGCGCCAGUAUUGUUACGCAAGGCUCGGAACCGGUUUAAAAAAUACCGGUUAAUACCGGUUUAUAUCGGUUUUCCUCCGAACUUUUCUUAAGAACGUGAACAUUAAAGAACUUUAUUUUAACCUAAAUUAACCGGUUUAUUCGACGAGGGGCAUGUCGGUACACGCGUUGAAAUAUUAUUAUUGAAAUAAGCUGAACAGCGCGCGGCGUUUCUUUGAUGUGCGUCGUAUUAACCGGUUUUUAUUGCUCUAAACCGGUUAAUCCGAAAAAACCUUUAUGAAAAUACUGUUCCAAAUACCGGUUUAAAAAAACCGGUUUCGCGAACGAAACCCAAUGUAAAGGUUUUGCGUACAAGUACAUAAUAACGGUUUGAAAAUUUAACCGGUAUCCGAGCCUUGUUGUUACGUACCAAAGCAUAGAUGUUGUAGAUGUAAAACGCCGUGUUAACCGCUUUUCAUCCUUAUUUCUUUAGGAAUAAGGUUGAAAAGUAUGCGAAUAUAAACUUUUCCGAUCAUACAAACGAUAGCAAUUCCGCUAACGAAGUCGCGUCCCGCGGCAAGACCAUGUCACCGCUAUUUUUAUUCACAUUUAUUGAAGUAACUGUAUUGAUACAGGUCAGUGGUCAUCAUUCUUUCAAUUCAUUCUCAUCGUCGCAAAUUGUCCUGUCAUCAGUUCAUACAUUUGUUUAUGAUUUUAAAAAGCAUAUACUUGUAUUGCUUUAUGUAUGUUAUGUACCUGAAUGUCCACGUUAGUUGUGUAUAGGAAGUGAACCGUAGCGACAGUAUCGCGGAGCCGAUCUAAGUAUAUGCUAGGGUAAUGUAUGGGACUGUGUUAUUAGAAAAUUAGCUUAUAUAAUGUUAUGUAAGAUUAGGAGAAUCCCCGCCCUCUCUUCUCUUUUCAACAUGUUGUAAGUAUCGUGAAGGGCCGAUAUGACUUACAUCGCUGUUAACUUAUCCGUAAUUAUAAGACUCAUGGAAAGUAGAUCGCUCGGAAUGUCCUCUUGCCACCUACACGUCUAGUUAAUAAUGUUUGAACGCAACGGUUGAAAAGCGAACAGGGUAUGUUGACAGUAAGUUGUAAUUUAAGGAAUUGUAAAUAUUUUAAGAACUUAUAGAUUAUUUUUGUUCAGAUAAUAAACUCACUACAUGUGAUGAA